AUGGUAUUGCAGAACGAGAGCAAAUCGGCACAGGGGCUGGUACCCAGAAACGACGGCGGUAAUGGUGACAGCAUUGGCAGCGAUAGCAGCAUGGACAACGACAUGAAUGGCAGGUCCUCCGAAGCAGGUCACCCACCCACAUCGACCGGCGGGUCAUCCACGCAUGGUGGAGGAAGUAGCGGAGGUGUAGGAGGAGGAGGAGGAGGCGGCGGAAGUGGAACUAUCCUGCCCUCGAAUGGUGGCAGUGGGGAGAGAAUCUCACACGAACAGCCCGUGAUCAAGCGGCAGCGAAUAGAGCAGCAUGAUCGUGUAAAUAGUAGAGAAUCUGGAGGAGUAGGUUUAGGGUUAGGUUUAGCAGGAACCACCGGUGUUCAGGUGGGAAGCAGCCCGAGCAGUAGAAGCAACGGUGUGACAUCGACGACACCGGCAAGCUCGAGCGGAAAUUCGUCCAACGCAUCGUCAGCAUGCUCAUCGUCGACGUCACUCUCAUCCUCGCCAUCCUGCUCCUCGACGAAGCUGGUACCAUCCUCGGUGGACCACUCGUCGGAUGAUGAGCAACAGAUGCAGCAGCAGCAGGAGCUGCACCAGCAACAGUUAUUGAGCACAACCUCCCUCUCAACGUCGGAGCUGGAAUCGCACGGUGCGAUGGCACAUCCGGAUCCCGCACCGAGCGAUUAUCAUGCCUUGUUUCAGGAAGCGAUUGGCCGGCAGUGCCUUUGCACGGUGGAUUCAAGCGUGCUGCUGAUGUCCUUUAAACCACACCACCUGUACAGUCACACGGUUCCAGCGAACGGUGUGAUUGACGCUGCUCCGCUUUCGGAAUGGCCGUUCGAGCAUUUGCUAAAGUUUCUGUCGAACGUGCAGCUGCUGUUCGAUACGUACUUGAAGCAGAACAUCAAGGGGAACAUCUGUGCGGGCGUGAUGGAGCUAUGCAACUACCUGAUCCGCAGUGACGAUCAUCCGCAUCUACAACAUCCGCACUUGCAGGUGUACCGCGUCAGCAGUCCUUCGUUUGCCGGUUUUCCAGCGCUCGAUAUCGACGAGCUAAUCGAGUUGUGCAGUUGUAACAGCAAGUAUAUCAGCUACCUCGCGGGGCGCAUCCUGUCGUCCUUUCUGAUCAUCGUGAAGGACGAUCCGGAUGACGAUCGGUGGUUGGAGAAGCUCGUCGCUAAUCUGUUCAACUUUGGGCAUCUGGAUUUGCAUGCGGUGCGCAAAAUCAGCGCUAGUCUCGAAGUGAUCAAGCGAAUCGUCGAGUGGAAGGACGAAACGGAACAUCCGCUCGAGGAUACUGUGGCGGGAGCGAAUGGAGCGGGUGCCGGCGGUAGUGGUGGUGCUGGUAAUGCUCCCAGAUCCGGUGAAUGGCCACCGACGGGAGAAAAUUCAGCUGGCAGUAGUUCGGUGGGCGCACAAGCUGGAACCAUGUAUGGAGCACCUUCGCUUGCGGAUAAUUACUUCGCGACGCAUUAUUCCUCCCACCAGUACGAGGGAGAUGGUGCGGCCAGCAACAUUUUCAACCCUACCGGUGCGCCGGCAAGUGAAACGACAUCGUCGUCGACCUCUUCGACGGAUUCGGGGUCUUCCACGUCCAAAGCAUCGGCGCCACCGGUGCCAUCUAGUCAAGGUACGCUUACAACAACCCACCAUCUAUUGCCGGAAGGCGAAUCCAUGGCGUGUCGGUACAUCACCCUCACCGAUUCGGAGAGUUUCGACACGACACGCAUCAAGUUCGAAACGAUUAACAUCCUCGGUGGCAAGUGGUCUGCGCUUGUCAAGCACAUCAGCUCGUUGAUACGGGCCCAAGCCAACAGCUCGAACCUGGCGGUGAUGGUGGCCACCGAGACGUGCAUCCUGACGUUUCUGCGGCUAUGGGAGAGCAUAAUCAGCGUGAAAGCGAACCUGUCCGUGGUGGAGACGCAACCGUUCCACUCGCAACUCGAUAACUUCCAGUUGCUGCUGCUCGUCACGAAAAAUGCCGUCAUUUACCGGCAAAUGUUGACGCUUUUCAAUGAGGCGCUUUGUUACGGUUCAACGCUCGCCCUGCAGGAUCUAAUCCCGGAGGAGGUUGGCAGCCUGGCGCACAACAUCGUACGCUCCGUCAAGGACUACCGGAUACUGGACAAGAUGCCGAAAUCGUCCUACAGUAAUCAUCUCGGUUUUCUCGGCUACCAGGGCGAGCGGAUCCGCUACCAGGACAAGCGGCUAGACCGGUUAGACGAGCCGGAGGAAAGUAGUGCCGCAGAUGCCGUUGCCCACCAGCAGCACCAUCAUCAUCCAGUAGCAACACCCGAGACGUGCUACGAUCGCACGUUGCUGCAAAAAAUGGCCCUGCUCGUGCUGAAGGCGGUCGCGGUGAUCGUGAAAGAGAUCCGGUGCGAUUCGAGCGACUCGAGCGUGGACAGCAGCGACUUCGACAUGCAGGAGAUCCAGAUGAUCGAGCGCAGCAUCCGGGACGUGGUGAAAAAGCUCGAAACGUUUCUGAAGGCGCAGCUCGAGUUCCACCCGGAGAGCCACUUCAGCAAGGUGCUGAUACACCUGUUCGACGAUCAGGACGACUACCUGGUGGAGGCGAUGGUUUGCACGCUGGACGUGACCUCGGGCAUCUCCUUCCGGAACAACGCGUUCCCGGAGCUGAUCGCGAUGCUCAACCCGGUGUACACGUUAAUCGAGUUCUCCAAUUUGGGGCCGAACAUAACGGACCUGUUUCUCGAUCUGCUCAUCAACACGGAAACGUGUUUUUUGCUGUUUCUGCUGCGCUUUCUGAAGUACAUCCGGCAGAACUGGGCGAUUUUCACGCAGAGCUGCUACAAUUACUAUCGGCACAAUAGCUACAGCAAUGCGGCGACGUUGUUGCAACAACGGUUACGAGCCGACACCGAAAGUGACGCUGGCGUUGCAGGAGCCGGCGUUGGUGCGGUUGGUGGUGAGCAUUCAGGAUCGGUGGCCGCCGUGCCAGGAGCGAAUGCAAACGUUAUCCUGGACAGCGUCAUGACUGUGCUUAUUAGCUUGCGCAUGCAAAUCAGCCGGCUCGUGGCGGACACACUGUUUCCGUACAACAUUACGCCGAUUUUGAGAUUGAUCGAACACUGCGAGAGCCUGUACGAGGGUAACGAGCUGAGCUGA
Molecule: messenger RNA, 3120 nt
Organism: Anopheles nili
Lineage: Eukaryota; Metazoa; Arthropoda; Insecta; Diptera; Culicidae
Gene: lin
Product: protein lines
Exons: 1
Coding region: 1-3120 (1039 amino acids)
Source: RefSeq, a predicted model, not a curated record